This is a messenger RNA of Cottoperca gobio, 9013 nucleotides long. RefSeq names its product rho family-interacting cell polarization regulator 1. Lineage: Eukaryota; Metazoa; Chordata; Actinopteri; Perciformes; Bovichtidae. The record is from RefSeq and is a predicted model, not a curated record.
GAGAGAGAAUCAGUAGGUGAGUGGACGAAGGAUUAACUCUGACAGUGGAUAUGGGGGAAGAGAAAAAGGGAAACACAACGUGAUAAAGAGAAAAGUGAACCAGAUGCCCAAAAGAGUGAGUGGCUAAAAGAGAAAGGGAAGGAUACCAACUGAGAGUCCACUCGGAGCGAGGACCCAGUUUUUGGAAUUGAGUGGAGCCCUCGCUAGACUUGACAUCGACCACCACAGCUGCCAUGUACAGUGGAUAUGGAGGGAGUCCAUCCCAAACUCUCUCCACCAUGUCGCUAUCUGUUCGCCCAGCCAGACGCCUCACCUCCAGAUCCAUCACUAGGAGCCAGAGCUUCACUGGAGUCAACACGUACGACAAGCCCUACAGGAACCUCUCAGUGUUCAGCACUCCAGGUCUCAGCAGGAAGCCCAGCAGAGCCAGCAGGAUGUUUACUAUGUCCACCAAGUCUAACCCACCACCUAAGGUUCCUCAGCCAGAGCGACUGGAUCAGGUCUAUGAGGCAUUGAAGAAAGGCCUUCAGUCUUACCUGCAGGUUCAUCAGAUGGACUUGGACAGCCUCAGCAGACAGAUGAGAGAAUCAAAGAGGAACUCGAGACUGGGUUUCCUGUAUGAACUGGACAAGCAAGUGAAGGUGACUGAGAGAUACAUAAGACGACUGGAGUUUCACCUCAGCAAGAUUGAGGAGCUCUAUGACGCGUACUGCCUGCAGAGGAGACUCAGAGACGGAGCCAACAAGAUGGUGAAGGCGUACACGACCUCUGUGGCCAGUAAGGAGGCCAGGGAGAGUUUAGCAGAAGCACAUAAAGGAUACAAAGAGUACACAGAGAACAUGUGUAUGUUGGAGAGCGAGUUGGAGAACCAGCUGGGGGAGUUCCACCUUAAGAUGAAAGGCCUGGCUGGAUUUGCUAGAUUGUGUGCUGGUGACCAAUAUGAGAUCUUUAUGAGGUACGGUCGGCAGCGGUGGAAGCUUCGAGGCAGAAUAGAGCUCAAUGGCAAGCAGGUGUGGGACAGUGAAGAGAUGGUGUUCGUGCCGCUCGUCUGUGACUUCCUCUCUGUGAAGGUGACAGAGUUGAAGAGCUUAGCCAAUCACGUGGUUGUAGGAAGUGUUUCCUGCGAGACUAAGGACCUGUUUGCUGCACUACCCCAGACGGUUGCCGUGGAUAUUAAUGACCUUGGGACGAUUAAGCUAAGCCUGGAAGUCACCUGGAAUCCAUUUGAUAAAGAUGACCAGGGGUCUGUGGCAAGCACUGUCAACAAAGCUCCAACCAUCAGUAAGAGACUCUCCACAAUCUUCAACCAGAGUCCGCCUGACACGCCGUCUUUACGUGAACAAGCCUUCUAUAACAUGCUUCGUCGUCAUGAAGACUUAGAGAAUGGAACAGCUUGGUCUAAUUCAUCGGAAUCUUCUGAUGACUCCUCCAGUCCUCGGCUUUCUGUAGGAGGGCUACGCACCUCUACACAUCAUAAGGCCGUGAUGGUGACACCAGACAUCCAGCCAGCUGUAAGUGGAAGUUCCUCCCCACGGCCAGACAUCUCAUUCUGCCCCAGAGACUCCUCCUCUUCCACUCCAAACUCCACCCAUAAAAUCAGCACCGUCAGUGAGGAUCCCAACACAUCCAGACACCAAGCACAGAGCAACAGGGUAGAGGAGAAGGGGACAGUCACUGUGAUGACAAAAGCUGAAAGUGAGGAAGAGGACACAGGGAAAGGGUCUCCCAUAGCAACAGAGGACGGGGUGCUGACCAACAGCCACGCCUCACGCAGCUACUCGCGCUCUCUGAGCCACAUUAGUGAAAGCAGUGCUGAUGGCAUCAUGUUCACGGACAGGCCAGUCGAAUCAGGAGAGGUGAUGUCUUUGGCCUCCGGGCUCUCCAUCAAUGACAUUGAAAUGGAGAUGCCGAGCAGAAAUCCUGAGCGGCCCAGCUCUGCUGCCACAGACACUGAGCUGUCACCAACAAGGCUCGGUGUCGUCCAAGAAAACACAACCGCUGACGAUGUCACGGAUCAACAUCGACACAGCAAGCAGCAGGACACAUGCAGCUCUGUCCUCACACCCUCCUCUCCCAGGGAUGAAGGAGCGGACCCUAACACUCUGUCACUAAUGAACACACACCCAGAGCUAAAGUGCAACAUACUCCCAGAGAGCGGGGAUGUGACGUAUGUGGCCCGGCGGGUGUCGGUGGAGGAGGAGAUGCCAGGUGCAGGAGCAGAUUGUCUGUCCAGUGAGGGUGAUAGUCCGGUGGACAGUGGGCUGGAAGAUGCCCUGUCAGCUGUAGUUUCCUCUCUGGAUGAUUACAGAGGACAGUUCCCUGAGUUGCAAAUACUGGAACAAGAGCUGAAGCUGCUGCAGGUUACACUGAAGGGCGGUAGACACAGCCGUUCUCCCAGCGUGGUCAGCCUCACAGUGGAAACGGCUCUGUGCAGCUUCGACUUCCUCAACACGUCUGACUGGGAGGAGGAAGACGAGGAGAAAGGCGACAAGAGUAGAAAUGGCAGGUCUCUACAGGACAGAGGCUGGGAUAGCCCCACCUCCCCCCUCACCACAGGCUGCACCACUUUAGACUGCUCCCUGGUGGUCCACCUGAACAACUGCAGCACUCAGCUGUUGUGUCUGGGUAUGUUUGGUCCCUUGCGGUGUGGAGAGAUGUACGCCUUGGACAGACUGCUGAGAGAGGCUCGAAUCCUCCAAAUCAUCCGUCGUAUCGCCAAGGACAACCCGAGACGCCUCAGACAGCCUGCUGAAGUGAUACCACAGCUGGGCCUGUGCGUGGGUGCUGUGUCACUAUGGCAACAGUGUGUGGGGCAGGGCAGUGUGUACAGCGUCUCUGCUGAGAGCGUCCUGCUUACGCUAUCUGCAGUCUACUCCAGAAUACUGCCGGAGAGGGCCGGCAUCAUGGCCGACACAGUGUUCUUGUACCUGGUUGAGCGAGUGCUGGAUCAGAGGUUACCACGGCGGGGUGGCAACAGAGACCGAGUGAUGGUGACACUGUUCCAGCUGUGGAGCUACAUGGAGGCCAACAGCAUCAGUGACAUGGAAACACACAUCACUGAGCUGGCAGAAGAAGUGUGGUUAGUGCAGAGCCUGGCAUCAUGUGAUCAGGAUGUGAUCGUUCACGCUCUGCGGCGUCCUGCCGAUUGCAGCCUGAGGAGAGAAGGACUUCACGCUGUGGCCAAAUUACUGAAAGACCCACGAGGCAAAGUGUCAGCCUCUGCCAGCUCUGUGCUGAGGAGCCUGGCUGCCCAGCCCAGGCAGAGAGAGCAGGCUCUGGUCAGCUGUUUGGAGCUGCUGGAAGAUAAGCAUGUGGACACCAGAGUGUGUGGAUGCAAGGCUUUAGCUUGUCUCAAGGCCAAAGAAAGCAUUGACCAGUUAGUGUAUCUUUGUCGGACGGACAAGGACGAAGUGCGAGAUGCUGCCAAACAAGCGCUGCUUGUGCUCGGCGAGGAGGGGAAGAUGGCCCACAGACAUGUGGAGACGUCUCAGGACAGCAUACCCAGACUCUUCGCUCCAGGAAGCAUGGCCAGCACCGCUUUCUAACACUACACACACACACACACACACACACACACACACACACACACACACACACACACACACACACACACACACACACAAACACACACACACACUGUGUGGGAACAAACACAAUAUGAAUGUUGUGUGCUUUAACACAAUGUCUCUAUGAGAAUAUACAUUAGGUUGUUCUUCUACCCCAUUACGACCACUAAAACAUACACAGACACAUCUAGUACAUGGCAUACAUACACUGUCAGAGAGGUUGCAGUAAUACUCACAUAAAGGAUAGCAACUCUACCUAACACUGGGCAAACAUGUAAAGUCAUUAAGCUACAAACACCCAAGUUUAUGUGCAACAUGUGCUAACUACUCGGUUGGCGUGUGAAGAUGUCGGGAAGGAUGUACAAUGUGAGCAGGCUCGACUGGAAGGAUGGAUAAAGGGACGAGAAGGAUGCAAUGGAUACUGAGGGAAGAAGAUGUGGAGCAGAGUCCUAUCCAAAUCAAAUAACUGGACAAACUCCUUGCCAUCGCAGUCAUUCAUCCAUCCAGGCCCAGACACAAGUACAGCUCUUUGAAGUACGUUAGCAAAAGUCAAGAGAACUAUUUAAAGUCACAAGUCAGAUAAUUCACAUUUUCCCAGCCUACUAAGUGCCCAAAAUGUUACGUUUCUUGUACUUUGACACUCUGUGGCUUUGACUGGUUACCAGGGGAACCAGUACAGAGAGUAAAUGUUCCAUUCUACAGUAGAAUGCGACCCCUACCAUUACAGGAAACUACUUUUCUUAAUAAUCUCUAGUUUAGGCUACAAGGUGUGUUUGAACAACCCUGCUCCUGACGGACAGCUUGUUCUGUCAAGUGACAUGCCUGCAAACUGAACAACAUAUUGUCUCAUACAACUCUGCCUUUACUAUAGCCAUUAGCUCUACUGUUGCUUGUUGAUAUAAAGACUGAGACAAGACUCAAGUACCACAGCUCUGACUUGCAACACUUCCCUGAAGCAUAGACACUGUAAUAGACUCACUUAAAUGGGGAAAAGCUUUGCUUUGUUCUCAAAUAUAUAGAUAUUCUGAAGAUGUUCCGAUCAAUUUCUUUUAUUGAGAUUGUGAACUCAUUAAGAUCAAUAGGGACAGAAGUGUCACUCUGAAGUAAAGGAUAGGUUCGGAUUUUGAAAAAGAAAAAAGAAAAGAAAUGAUUAGACUUCAGAGGGAUUGGCUGCUGUAAUCAUUGUUCCUCUCUGCUAUGGCUAUGACCUUCAUGGCAUGACUGCAUUCACACUUCAAACUAACGUGUCGUCUGACUACAUCUAAAGGCUAAAGUAUUACUGCCUGUUCUGCACGCCUCACUAGAAGUGGAGUGAACAGCCUGCCGUCACAACCUCUAACUUGACAGAGGUAGUUGUGUGAAGAAUGAAAGAGGAGAGCUUGACAGAGAGCUUGUCGGGCACUGUCGGGGUUUCAGAGGCAGUUAGAGCAUCAGUAUGAGGUUUCAGCAGUGUGCCCUCUGGUAACACGUUGUGUUCCGCCAUUAAAAAAAGAAAGGUAAUAAAUCUUGAAGAUCUUUAUUUUUGAGUGCUAAUCAGUACUUGUUCCUACCGAGCCGAACAUCAUACAUAUUGCAUCACAUUCUUGAUGUUUCUCGAGGUUGACUGGAGUGUCCUGCAGGUCAAAGGACUGUGGUGUUGGAGAGCCACAAACUGGGCUGCAAAGAGAUUAAUGAGAUUUUUAUUGGAUUGCAUUUGUUGAUAUAAUGGGAAAAGAUAUGUUGUGCAUGUCCUUUUACAUUCUUCCUGGAUCUGUCAGUGGGGCUGGAGUCCUUUUUACCCCAUUGUAUAACUCAUGUAAUGUGUGAGCAGGUAGCGGCUUCACUGUGUUGCUCAGCAGGACAUGUUGUCACUGAUGCUGGGACAGAUACUGGAGACUCACAGGAAACAACACAUCUGCUACUGCCAGCGUAUUCACUGGGAAAUGUCUUCCAGUUCAAAAGAUACAAAGUAAAGCUUUUCAUUCUCUGUCUUGUUGGGCUUUAUGAUUAAUGCAGUCAGUAUAUUGGCAACAGAUUAAAAAGCAAAAGCAUAGCUCACACUGUAGUUCUGUAUAAAGGGUUGAGACUGUAAAACACAAAGAAUGGUUUAAACAAUUCAGUGCCAUCACUCUUUACAAUGACAUAUCUUAUGCUUUAUGGAAAUACAUAUAAUAUGAUUGUAUGCCACUGGAAUUUAAUAUGCUGUGAUUGUAAAUUGUUUUUUUUCUUGACAGUCUUCAUUUGUAAAUGUAUACUUUUGUUUUAUAAGAUGUGUUUUUACUGUUAUAAUGACACAGUCUAUUAUCAGUUUGAUGAAUUGAUGAAUUGAAUGGCCCCUCACAUAUCUGCUGUAAAUGAGGGGCAUUCUGAAUUUGCAUGACUGUCACAGACUGCUGCGGAGGACUUUGUCUUUUAAGAAGGCAAAGACACAUUACUGGGUUAUUACAGGUCUGGGAUCAGUUCACUUUAUAUUCACAUUAAUAACAGUUCAACCUCAAAAUUCAAACUAAAGAUUCCUGACUUUUACAAAGAAUAAGAAUUGCCAUUGUUCUCUGUUGUGUUGAUAUGGCAUUUUAAAACAUUUGAUAAAUAAGACGAAUAAUUAUAAUAGAACCGUAUUGCAAGUAAAUUGGCCCCAGACAUGGAAAUAUAAAUGUGUUUUGCAUAUUUAUGCCAUUUACUACUAAAAUCUUUACACUGCUGCUGACCAUUUUCCAAAGUAAGCCUAUUGCACUCACCAAAGAAAAACAUUGAAGGCCAUAUAUUUUGUAAUUAGAAAUAUAAUUUUAGAUCUAUAUUUUAUUGUUUUGACUCAGUAUUUCAUAAUAACAUGUAUAUCUUAUAAGUAUGACUUAGUACAUCAUACUUACAAGAGCUGUAAUUAUGAGAUGACAACCUCAAUGUGAUUUCCUCAUAAUUAAUUCCUUUAUUUGAAUUAUUUUUUCUCAUAAUUAUGAGAUACUAAGUAAUAGUUGUGGAUUCUGGAUGCUUUCAUCCCAAAGCAUAGCUUAGUGUCUUAUAUUGUUGUAUUGUGCUAAGGGCAGCCAAUGGUUUGAAUUUCUUAAAUCCCAGGAUCAUCACAGCAAACACGUCUACAACAAUAGUGUCACACAGUUCAAACACAGAGCUGGUGCUCAUUGUGAUUGGUUACCAAACCUAAGCAAGUGAUACUGUACACAUUCAAUGUACAACACUUCAAACUUCGGAAAAUUGCCAGCAUCAAGUCAACAAUGUGUUUUCUAGUAAGUGGUUAAAAAAAUAAAUGCUAAACACUGGUAUCUUUCUUUAAAGAUGGAAAUAUUUCUUAAGAGUUGACUAUAUCCAGCAAGUUAUCCGCACUGAGUGUGACCAAUGUCAGUGAACAUGCCAAAGUGUCUGGCUCCAGUGAUUACAGUUGUUUCUGUUUAUUGUAAUCUUGUUUCAUAGUGACACUGCUGACAGUGAUGUUGUCACUCUGCCUUUAACAUUUCCUGAGCACUGAUGAUUGUUUGAGAGGAUAUGUGUCCCAGUCUCAUACUAUAUGCUAGUACUAUGAUGUAAACAUGUUGUAUUCAAGUUGACAGUGCGUUGUUCCACCAGUGAACACAAAGACAUUUGUACUGACAGGAAAUAAUGUGUAAUUCUCAGCCAUGCCAGCAGUGGCACUCUAGUGAUGGCAGUUGGUCAGUUAGUCCAUCACUUCUCAAUAUCUCAACAUGUAAUUGGUGGAUCCAUCAAAUCCAUGAGACAUUCAUGUCCCACUCAGGAUGGUUUGUAACAACCGUGGUGAUCCUCUGAUAUUCCCUCUAUUUUAAAUUAUGACCAAAAACCUGCAGAACUAAUGACAUUCCCAUCAGCCUCAGCUGUACAUUAUGUUUGGUGCUGAUAGGCAAAUGUUAGCAUGCUAACAUGCUAAACAUCAGCGUGUUACCAUUGUCUCUGAGCUGCUCGCAUGGCUGUAGACUACACCUGUUCCUGUUGUCUGAGCUUUAAUACCACUGUCCAAUGUAUUCUCUUUUUGUGUACAAGUGUUGAUCAACAUCACACAAAAAUGUAGAAAUGUUAGGCUUACUGCUCACAGUGUGGACUGUAUCUCACUUUAAUAACUUUCCAACAUGUACACAUUCCACAUCAUUCCAUAGCAUUAGUGGAGAGUAUGCGGAUGGGAUACAGCUUUUGUCUUCAAGCAGGAGGGUUCAGGUUCCUUCAUAAAUGUGCCAACCCUGUCUACUUCCCUUAGACUGACUUACAUGUCCUUAGCAACACUGUGAUUGAGAAACAAAGCAAGUAGUAGCUGUGCUUGAAAGGAUGUAACCAUCUUUACAGAGGUUAAGGGCCAUAGCUUAAUUAAUAAUGAAUAAUUAUAUUCAUAGUCAGAUGAAAGUCAGAAUCAUCACAUGAAUGUUAGAAAUAGGGAGAGAAAUAUCAGAAUUUGUGCAGAAAAAUACAUUUAGAAAUCGUUACAAUAAAAAUAAAUAAUAUAUGAACUCUGAUCUUAAUAUCUCAAUUUAGUAUUCAGGAAAGUAUUUUUCACCUAAUCCCCUUGUAUGCAUCAUAGAUGCAUCUAUGAUGCAUACGUAGUGAAGGCAAUAAUGACUUACUGAUGUGCUGCUGUGUCCCUGAAAAGAACUGACAUUCAGAUGUUAUUUUCAGCUGUUAGUCUUGAGGGGUGAUCAGACAACUCGCUAGUUGUAUAUUGUGUUCAAUUUGGUUGUUUAGUUCAUAUACAGCGUAUAUUAAGCAACAGGCUGCAGUGUCACCGGAAUCAUAAUAGGACUGAUGUCACAUGGGGGGGACUCACUGUUUGUGUAUGUAUAUAUGAUGGCUACCACUGUGUUAAAUGCAUUCAUAAAGAAUAUCUCAGUGUUUAAGUGCCUCAAGGUUUGAUAUUAACAGAGAUGCAAUAAGACAUAGAUGAGAUACUUUAUUUAAGAAUGAAGAGUGUGUGCAGCAGUGGAAAACCAUUGCAGCACACUAUAUAUUUUUCUCCACAAUCUUGAUAAAUUGUGCAGUAUUGGAAACAAUUUUUUUUUCUAAAACAUAUUUCCAGGCAUUCUGGUGUUGAAUAUACAAACUAUUAAAAUAUGUUUAAAGAUUGUCAGAUGCCAUAUGCCAUUGUGUUUGUUAAUUAUACAGUGAGCUGCUCACACACACACAUACAAAUAACAUAACUAUUCUGUCUGUCCUGCAUGUCCCCAAAGUUGGGGGACAUAUUGAGAUACACAGUUGUUUGAGGGUUGUGACAGGGCAUCAGCAGACUUUACCUCUUCUAAAACAGUGAUGCUGUGACAAAGACAUGUCCUCAUUACAGAAAGCAGAGAAUACCCCUUUGCUCGGGUGUGCAGGUAAAUCGGGGGGAUCCUAACUGAAGCCCUGUCAUUCAUGCAUUGAUUCAUACAUGAUGGACAUACAUGACUGUACAUUGUCGUGGAAUUCAAACCAAUUUAAAGCUUUCAAAAGGCAGUGAAUAAAGAUUUCUGUGGACUUUC